Pipistrellus nathusii (Nathusius's pipistrelle) is the source of this 1404-nucleotide messenger RNA. Lineage: Eukaryota; Metazoa; Chordata; Mammalia; Chiroptera; Vespertilionidae. The record is from the annotation of a GenBank genome assembly.
AUGAACGCGCAGCUGACCAUGGAGGCGAUCGGCGAGCUGCACGGGGUGAGCCAUGAGCCGGUGCCCGCCCCUGCCGACCUGCUGGGCGGCAGCCCCCACGCGCGCAGCUCCGUGGCGCACCGCGGCGGCCACCUGCCCCCCGCGCACCCGCGCUCCAUGGGCAUGGCGUCCCUGCUGGACGGCGGCGGCGGCGGCGGCGGCGACUACCACCACCACCACCGCGCCCCCGAGCACAGCCUGGCCGGCCCCCUGCACCCCACCAUGACCAUGGCCUGCGAGACCCCCCCAGGUAUGAGCAUGCCCACCACCUACACCACCCUCACCCCGCUGCAGCCGCUGCCGCCCAUCUCCACCGUGUCGGACAAGUUCCCCCACCAUCACCACCACCACCACCACCAUCACCACCACCACCCGCACCACCACCAGCGCCUGGCAGGCAACGUGAGCGGCAGCUUCACGCUCAUGCGGGAUGAGCGCGGGCUGGCCUCCAUGAAUAACCUCUACACCCCCUACCACAAGGACGUGGCCGGCAUGGGCCAGAGCCUCUCGCCCCUCUCCGGCUCCGGCCUGGGCAGCAUCCACAACUCCCAGCAAGGGCUCCCCCACUACGCUCACCCUGGCGCCGCCAUGCCCGCCGACAAGAUGCUCACCCCCAACGGCUUCGAAGCCCACCACCCGGCCAUGCUGGGCCGCCACGGGGAGCAGCACCUCACGCCCACCUCGGCAGGCAUGGUCCCCAUCAACGGCCUCCCCCCGCACCACCCGCACGCCCACCUGAACGCCCAGGGCCACGGGCAGCUCCUGGGCACGGCUCGGGAGCCCAACCCCUCGGUGACCGGGGCGCAGGUCAGCAGUGGAAGUAACUCGGGACAAAUGGAAGAGAUCAAUACCAAAGAGGUGGCCCAGCGCAUCACCACCGAGCUCAAGCGCUACAGCAUCCCGCAGGCCAUCUUCGCGCAGAGGGUGCUCUGCCGCUCCCAGGGGACCCUCUCGGACCUGCUGCGCAACCCCAAACCGUGGAGCAAACUCAAGUCGGGCCGGGAGACGUUCCGGAGGAUGUGGAAGUGGCUGCAGGAGCCGGAGUUCCAACGCAUGUCCGCGCUCCGCUUAGCAGCGUGCAAAAGGAAAGAGCAAGAGCACGGGAAGGAUAGAGGCAACACCCCCAAAAAGCCCAGGCUGGUCUUCACAGACGUCCAACGCAGGACUCUACAUGCAAUAUUCAAGGAAAACAAGCGUCCGUCCAAAGAAUUGCAGAUCACCAUUUCCCAGCAGCUGGGGUUGGAGCUGAGCACCGUCAGCAACUUCUUCAUGAAUGCACGGAGGAGAAGCCUGGACAAAUGGCAGGACGAGGGCAGCUCCAAUUCAGGCAACUCAUCUUCAUCAAGCACUUGUACCAAAGCAUGA